GAAGAAAUACAGCUUUUUUUAUAUAUCCGCUGUUCAAGCCUUUUUAUCGGUGCAUUACACUUCAAGCGUCGCGUUACACGAACUCACACACCCUCAAGUCGGUGUAAAAGGAACAGAAACUUUAGCAACGGAUUCGCAGUUUCGCACCCUUUGUUUUUUUUCUGCUGUUUUCUGGGCCAAUAUCUUUCCCCAAGUUCUUCGCGAACGUCGAGCGGUGUAGAGAAGAUUCUUUGCGAUUCAGUUGAAUACACAUUCUACUUGGCAAGUUCUCUUCUAAACUUGCUAUUCGUAUCACCUGCUACCUGCUGUGGAUAUAUUUGUAGUGUGCACGGCGCUAUUAAUAUAUCUCAAAGGAACAGAUAUUUCUCUUUCUAUGAUACCUAUACGCUGAAGUCGUUUACCAUUUUUCACCAUUUCUAUUUUAAAAAGGCGCUUCCGUCAGUGGCAGAGCCGCAUACCUACACAUCUAUAUCAUCUUCAAGCAAAAUAAGAAGCAAAGAAGGCCAGCCCCUUUUUUUUUGUUUUCUGUGGCUGUCUUUCUUCUGCCUUUUUGUUUUCACUAACAUUUGUUGUUUAAGAAUUCCCGCGUCGCUAUUUGUUUAACGUGUGAUAGAAGAGAAAGGUGUUUCUUCGGCUUUUGUAUAUAUAUAUAUAUAUAUAUAUUCGGUUUCUCAGAGCGAUUUUGUGUAGGCCAUUUUCUCUCUUCCGCCCACGUUCGAUAGAUUUUUUGAGCCGACAUCGUUUUUUUUUUCCUUUUUGUUUUCUCUCUUCUAUUAAAGGUCUAUUCAAAGUUUAUUAUUUUUUUCUUUUUCCCCUUUCCCGCCCUGUACGACUUCAGCGGAACGCUUAGGACGAACGCUCGAGCUCGCCACACACCGCUCUUUCUCUUCUUGUGUUUGAACCUCUCUUUCCGUACUGUAAAAGAAACGGGAAGAAGCGAAAGAAAGGAAGGCUUGUAGUGCACCGCACACCCUGCGAUAUUUAUCCUCCUGUCUUUUUUUUCUUCUUCUUCCUAACACAACCACUCCAGCACAAUGGCUGCCGUAGUUGACGAGCGUGUGCUGAUGCACCUUAACGUGGGGGACUUCGUAGCCAUCAUGACGCACCACAUGAAGGACGGCAAGAUGCACUGGACACUGGGCUCUGUCGAGACGCCGCCGUACCUGCGUGACGUGGAAAUCCGCCUGUGGGAGAAGCAAAGGACGGAGUACUACAACGAGGACGAGACCCCGGCAAACCCCGAGACGGCGGAGCUCAUGGAGCGCAUUGCGCAGGUGAAGGAGGACUUGCAGAAGAGCAUCGCACAGUCCGAAGACCUCACUCAGCAGCUGCGCGACCGUCGUGCGUCCAUUAUGCGACAAAUCGCUGAUGCGGAUCAGUACGUGGAGGAGUCCAACGCGGUACGUAACGCCGCCCGCGACGAUGUCGAGAGCAUCUCCGAUCGUCACUGGCAAGAGCUGAAGUCGUAUCGUAUUCCACCCAAGAUGGUAUCGGUGGUGAUUCGCGCGGUCAUGCUGCUCUUGUCGGAGGACGAGGCCCGCACGUGGCCGCAGAUGCAGCGAGUGCUGCGCGACUUCAACUUCAAGCGCCGCAUCACCGGUUACGACCCCCAACAGCAGCUUUCGCCGGAGCGUCGCGACUACAUUUUGCAGGAAUGCGUGAGCAAGAAGAGCUUCCGGUAUGACCGUGCCAUGCAGGGCAGCGUAGCGGUCGGCCCCAUCUACUACUGGGUGCUGGCACAGCUCGACUGUGGCGAGGCACAAUCGCAGAAGGACCGCGUGGACAAGGAGAAGGUGGCGCGUCAGAAGGAACUGCGCGACGUAUUGAAGCAGAUCAGCGAGCAACAGAAGCGCAUCACCGAGUACCAGGAGCUGAUGGACGAUCUCGACGACCAACUACGCAUUUGCAGCCAGCACAACGAAAGCUCCGUCUCCCGCUCUCGCCGCCGCAGCGUCGGGGGUGGCGACCGCUACGCCGACAGCUUCGCCGCGCGCGAGGGCAAGGAGUACUUGAAGCCGGCCUUCUUUACCUGGAAGCCGACCGACCGCAUCAUCAUUGUGCUGCGCAAGAACAUCGUGACCAACUUCAACGGCGUGACGACGACGGAGCAGGAGGAGGGCUACAACCUCAGCGACCCGCAAAUCCGCUCCCUCGACGAGGCCCUCAUGCAACGCCAGGACGCCGUCGACGACAUGAGCGACGGCGACAACGACUUGGACGACGACAUGUUCCGCCAGGACGAGAACGAGGCCAGCAACGCCGCGCGCAACGACGAGGACAUCAUGAAGGAGCGCGAGCUGCAGGCGGCGGAGGGCGGUGCGGUGCCGGCCAACACGGCCAAGGCGGAGCUGCAGCGCAAGUUUGAGGGCGAGAACUGGCAGCGCCUACUCGAGCGCAAGCGCGACGCCAUUGAGGCCGCCUUCGCCGAGGAGUCUGCCGAGUGCCUGGAGGUGCCAGAGUACUACAUCUCCAUCGAGGACCUGACCAUUGGCAGCCUCAUUGUCGACUUCACGGCGCAGCACGACGGCAGCCGCUCCACCGAGGAGAUGCAGAGCCGCGUGGACGCGUGCGGGUACCCGAAGGUGCUCUCGCUCUACGAGGACGACGGGGAGGCCGAGGCUGAAGAAGAGGCCGAAGAGGAGGAGUUUCCGGAGCACCAGAUGAAGUUUGGUGGCGACCGCUGGGCCUACAUCGCACCCGCGCACCGCCAGGAGAUCGAGCAGGCGUUCCUGAUGGACACGAGCACCGCCACCGGGGCGAAGCGGGACGACAUCGAGGUGCAGGACAUCCGCGUCGAGGAGGGCGAGGGUCUCACCGUCGAUUACUCCAUGGCCGAUAAGUCGCGCGACCCGGACCAGGUGCAGGAGCAGGUCGACGCCUACGCCUACCCGGAGGUGUGGGCGCUGUACCAGCAACUGACGGGUCUCGAUGAGGCAAGCCCGACGCACCAGGUACGCUUCCGCGGUGAGCGCUGGGCUGACAUCAUGGAGGACAACAGGGAGGCCAUCGGCGCCGCCUUUGCCGAGGACACCGCCAAGGCCCUCGGCAUCUCGUCGCGCAAUGUGAAGGCCGGGGAGGUGCGCUACGAGGGCGGCCUCACGGUUCCCUACACGGUAAGCGGCUGCCCCCUCGACGACGACGAGGUCGACCAGAAGGCCGAGGACUACGGCUACCCCAAGACGUGGGCCUUGUAUGACCGCCUGGUCGCCGAGGCCGUCGGCGCCGAGUACCAGAAGGCCUUCGACGGCGAGCACUGGGAAACGGUGCUGCAGGCGGCCCGGCCGGAGGUGUCGGAGGCGUUCUGCACGGACACGGCGAACGCAGUGAAGUCCGCGCCCGGCCAGGUCGACCCGCGCUCCGUCGACACCGAUCAGGACCGCCUGCUCGUUUCCUACAACGUCGGCGAUUUGCAGGGCCGUGCCGAGGAGGUGCGCGAGGACACGCGCGAGUACCCCUACCCAGAGGUGUGGGCGCUGUACCAGCAGGUGGUCGCCGAGGAGGCGGAGGGUACGACGAACCUAUCGCAGCGCUUCGACGGCGAGGCCUGGGAGGCGGUCAACGCAGCCGUGCCGGAGCAGGUGCGCCAGGCCUUCGCGGACGAUGUCGCCGCCGCCACCGCGGUGGACCCGCAACGCAUCGUCGUGCACGACGUGAAAUCGAGCAAGAAGGGCAUGACGGUAGAGUACAGCAUCGCUCGCAAGGAGGGGGAGUCGGCGCACGCGAUGCGGAAGGCCGCCAAGGCGUCGAAGUACCCCACGACAUGGUCCCUGUACGAGGAGAACAAGGACAAGGACAAGGACAAGGACGCCGCGCGCGGCCUCGGCGGAGCUGGCGACCGCGAGUCUGCCAUUCUCGAGCGCCGCUUCGAGGGCGACGACUGGGACAUUCUCGUCGAGGGCUGCCCCGAGGAGAUCAACGGCGCUUUCAAGAAAGACACCGCCCGCACGCUUGGUGUGCCGUCGAAGAACGUGCGCGUCAUCAGCACUGAGAUCGGCAGUCUCGUGGUGAAGUACCAAAUUGUCGACCCUGCCGACGACGACGAUGAAAUCAAGCGCCGUGUCGAUGAGGACGACUUCCCGGAGUUGAUGACACUCUACCGCGCUCGCGUGCGGGGCGGCGACGAGGGCGAAGAGGGUGGCGGCAAGAAGAAGAAGCAGGCGGCCGGCAACGACCUGGACAGCAUGCCGACGAAGACCUUCGAGGGUGAGGAGUGGUCGAGCGUGCUGGCCAAGGACCGCAAGAAGCUCGAGCACGCUUUCCAGCAGGACACGGCCGAUGCCCUCGGCGUGGACCCCGAGCAGGUGGAAGUGACGAAGAUGGGUAAUGAGGACUUAACGUUGGAGGUGGACUACAGAGUCGUCGACUGCCCGGCGGAUGCUGCGGAGGCGGAGGAAGUCGUGAAGGACUACGCCUACCCGAACGUGUGGGAGCUCUACCCGUCCGAGGAUGAGGUCGGCAAGCACGAGAAGACCUUCCCUGGCGACGCGUGGGAGGACGUUGUGACGGAGCGAGAGCCAGAGGUGAAGAAGGCCUUCCAGCGCGACGUCGCGAGCUGCCUCAACGCGAAGGAGGAGGACGUCGACGUUCGCUCCGUCCGCGCCACGCCUGCGGGCCUCGCAGUGCGCUACAACGUGUCGAAUGAGCAAUGCGAGAACGAGGAGUUGGAGGCGAUGUGCGCAUCCUACGGCUACCCUAAGACGUGGGCCUUGUACGAGGAGGAGAACGAGAAGGGCUGGGUGGUCACGUCGCACCAGGUCGGCUUCGACGGCGACGACUGGGGCUACGUCGUUGAGGACAAGCUACCAGAGUUGGAGUCCGCCUUCGUGUACUGCACCGCGGAGCUCUUCUCCUUGCGCGCGGAGGACGUGUUGGAUGCCAAGUACUCCCUUGGCAGUCUCAUCGUGGACUUCCAGCUGCGGCACUCUGCUGAACUCAGCGAGGAGGACGUCAACAAGGAGCUCGCUGCCUGCCCCUACGAGCCGGUGUGGGAACUCUACGGCUACCACCCGUGGAGGCCCGACGAGACGAUGCAGACGUCGCACGAGAUUGGGUUUGAGGGCACGGGCUGGGCCGCCGUGCUCGCCAGCCGCCGCACGGAGCUGAAGGAGUGCUUCCGGCGCGACACCGCCAUCGCGCUCGAGACGGAGGAGGAGGACGUGGCGAUCGACUCUAUCGACUACGUGGAGAAGUCGCUAAUGGUGAAGACGACGGUGACGCACCACAUAUUCCAAGACAAUGAUCUCAUUCAGGAGCAGCUGAGCCGCUACGCAUACGAAGAGACGUGGGCCCUCUACGAGGACGACCCGAACGAGGGGUUGGUCACCACCUCGCACCAGGUCGGCUUCGACGGCGACGACUGGGGCUACGUCACGUCGGCGAACCGCGAGGCCCUCGAGAAGGCCUUUCGCACCUGCACGUGUGCGGCGCUGGACCUGGGCGAUGAGGACAUCACGAACCUGGUGGUGGAGGCGACGGACAGCUCGCUUCUCGCCACCUUCGACGUCAAGCACAUGGAGGAGUUGUCCGAGGCCGACGUGGACAAGCGCCUGGCCGACUGCGGCUACGUGCCAGUGUGGGACCUCUACAUCGACCACCCGUACAUCCCCACCGAGGUCGAGACGACCACCCAGGAGGUCGGCUUCGAGGGUGACGAGUGGAACAAGGUCGUCGAAACGCAGCCUGAUCAGCUGCGCGAGGCGAUCACGCUCGACACAGCCGAGGCCCUCGACGUGACCCCGAACGACGUGACGAACAUUCAGAUGAGUUUCAAGGACGGCAACCUGCUGCUGCUGACGAUGGACGUCCAGCACCCAGUACUGCAGGACCAGGAACUGAUCAAGGAGCAGCUGGGCCGCUCCUCCUACGAGCGCGUGUGGGCGCUCUACGAGAACGCACCGAUCACGCCCGUCGAAGAGACGGAGUCCGGCAUUCUCGAGCGCCGCUUCGAGGGCGACGACUGGGACAUCCUCGUCGACGGAUGCCCAGAGGAGCUCAAUGAGGCGUUCAAGAAGGACACCGCCCGCGUCCUUGGCGUGCCAGUGGAGAACGUGACCGUCAUCAGCACCGAGAUCGGCAGUCUCAUUCUCAAGUACCAGAUCAAGAACCCGCCUGGCGAUGAUGACGAGAUUCGCGAGCACAUCGACGCGGACGACUUCCCAGAGGUGAUGGGGUUGUACCGUCGUCGCAUGCGCAGUGGCGAGGUCGGUGAGGAGGGUGCCAACGCCGAGCGCGCCAUGCCUGUUGGCGACGCCGAGGAAACCGACGACGUCGAAGACGCCGGUGCGCACCGCAAGGACUUCCCUGGCGACAACUGGGAGGAGUGCGUGCACAACAGCCGCCCUGAGAUCACGGAGGCGUUCCAGAAGGACACGGCUGAUGCCCUCGGCGUGGCCCCGGAGGACGUCGUCGUGCGCUCGGUUCGCACGGAUGAGGAGGCCAUGUAUAUCGGCUACGACGUGGAGCAGCCGGCACCGGCUGCCGCUCCGGAGGACGAGGAAGUCAACGGGGAGAAGGCAGUCGCAGUCCCGCUGAGCGACGAAGCGAUGACGGAGAAGACGGAGAACUGCGCCUACCCGGAUGUGUGGGCACUCUACCAGGACGAGACGAUCACCACCGCCCACGCCCUCAGCUUCGAGGCCCGCCACUGGGACUACUUGGUGCGCCGCCGCCGAUGGGAGGUCGCCCGUGCCAUCUCGGACGACUCGGCCGAGGCGACUGAGCUCGAUGCAGAGGCCGUCGUUGACGUGCGGAUGGAGGCCCUCGACGACAACCUCACCGUGAUGGUGUACAUCAAGCACCUGCGCACGACGCCGGCGGAGGAGAUCGACCAGAACCUAUCGGACUCCCCGUUCGAGCGCGUGUGGGCGCUGUACGAGCUUGUGGCCCCGUCGUCAGACCUCGUCAAGAAGUUUGACGGCGCGCGCUGGCCGCAAGUGGAGGCGGAGCACAACGCCGAGCUGAAGCGCGCCUUCGCGGAGGACACGGCCAAGAACAUGCACGUCUCGCGCCUGGAGGUGGAGGUGAUGGAGAUGACCGCCACAGACGAGGACGGCCUCACCGUGACGUACGUCGUGCAUGGCUCGAGCCUGCAGGACGACGAGAUGGAGAAGGCAGCCCGGCAGUGCCCCUACCCGAGCGUGUGGCGUCUCUACGGCGGUGAGGCGGCUGACCAGCGCGAUUUCGAGGGUGAGGGCUGGGAGGGCGUGCUUGAUGCGAAGCCGGACGAGGUGGCGGACGCCUUCCGCCAGGACACGGCCAACGCCGUCGACAUCCCGCUGGACGCCGUGGAGCUGUAUCAGGCUACCGCGGACGACUCCGGGCUGCACGUGCAGUACUGCCUUCGUCCUAUUGAGGAGGCCGCGGAUGAGGAGGCGCAGGCGGCGGAGAGGGAGCGUGUGCACCACUACGAUUACCCGCGCCUUUGGAACCUGUACGAGGAGAGCCAGGCGGAGAAGGACCGUGGCGCCGGCUUCGGUGGCCGUGGCGACCGCGAGUCCGGUGCGAUGCAGCGCGUGUUUGAGGGCGACGACUGGGACAUCGUGCUGGAGGGCGGCCCGGAGGACGCGAACAGCGCCUUCAAGAAGGGCGUGGCGGACGCGUUGCACGUGUCGCCGCAGGACGUGGAGGUUGUGAAGGCGAGCCUGGGCAGUCUGAUCAUGGACUACAAGGUGCGGAACUGCGACUACGAGGACGACGAGAUCGGCACGAGGGUGGCGGACCACGACUUCCCGGAGCUGAUGGAGCUGUACCGUGCGCGCGUGCGUGCCCGCGAUGAAGGGGAGGGCGGUGCGGCCAAGAAGCGCGGCCUCGAGGGCCCGACGAAGACGACGCAGCAUCAGGUGGGCUUCGACGGCGAGGACUGGCCCUACGCCCUGAAGACGAACGAGGACGCCAUUUGCGAGGCUUUUGCCGCUGACUCGGCUGAGCAGCUUGGCUGUGCGCCGGAGCAGAUUCAGAACAUCCGCAUGACGAACGACACGCAGAUGUUGGCGGAGUUCGACGUCGAGCACCCGGAGGCGGAGACGGAGGAGGAGGUGGACCAGCAGCUGAAGAAGUGCCCAUACGAGCGUGUGUGGGGGCUCUACGGCGCCCAUCCCUACACCGACGAGGACAAGGUGACGACGGAGCACGACAUCGGUUUCGAAGGCGACGACUGGGACUACGUAGUCCAGCACAACCGCGAAGAGCUGGAGCGCACCUUCAAGACAGCCACCGGUAACGGCAUCACGGUGCCCGCGUCGGACGUGAACGACCUGAGGAUUGAGCCGGCCGCGGACGGCAUCGUCAUCACGUGCCAGGUAACCCACAACGCAAACCGCAGCCGCGACGAGCUGCAGGAGGAGCUGCGGAAGUACCCCUACGAGGAGAUGUGGGCCCUGUACUGCACCCGCCCCUACGACGAAGACGAGAAGGUGGUUACGCUGCACGAGCUCACCUUCGAGGGCGACGCGUGGGACGUGGUGUGCGAGAUGCAGGGCGAGGCGCUGCGUCGCGCCGUGGUCGAGGACACUGCAGCCGCCCUCAACAUAGAGAACGAGGACGUCAUGGAGGUGAAGAACACGGCGACGGAAUCCGGGCUGAUUACGCGCAUUAAGGUCCGCCACUCGCCGCUGCAGGACAACGACCUCCUCCAGGAGGAACUCGGCCGCUACGAGUACGAGCACGUCUGGGCCUUGUACGAGUCUUCGGUAGAGAGCAACAGCAUGUGCAAGAACUUCCCAGGUGCGCUGUGGCCGCAGAAGAUGGAGGCGCAUUCAUCGGAGGUCCUCAAUGCGUUCCGCAUUGACACGAGCAACAUGCUGAACCUGCCCCCGCGCUUCAUCGACGUGAAGGACACCGAGACGACGGCGGAUGCGGGGCUGACGGUGGAGUACACGCUGCUUGGCGAGUGGUUCAAGGAGGAGGAGAUUGAGCAGCGCAGUGAGUCGUACGCCUACCCGGAGGUGUGGAAGUGCUACGCGAUGGAGGACGAGAAGGUGAUGGCGGACUACGAGAAGACCUUCCCCGGCACGGCGUGGGAGCCGGUGGCGAACAACUGCCCGGACGAGCUGAAGGAGGCGUUCCGGAAGGACUCUGCCGAUGCGCUGCCUGGUGUGACGCCAGAGGAGGUGGAGGUGACGGGAGUGACGGCCUCGCCGGAGGAGCUGCGCAUCACCUUCUCUGCUCCGACCGCGGUCGGUGAGACGGAGAAGGCGAAGGCGGACUCCAGCGUUCAGGAUCACCCCUACCCGUCGGUGUGGGAGCUCUACCAGGAGGAGGAGAACAACAAGGACGCCGCCCCGACUAGCACGACGCUGCAGGACUGCGGCUUCGAGGGCGUGGACUGGGACUACACCUGGGGGAAGAAGGAGGACGAGGUGCGAGAGGCCUUUGCGAAGGGCGUGGCCGACGCCAUCGGCGUGCAGCCGGAGGAUAUCAGGGACAUCGACAUGGAGAAGACGGACGAUGGAAUGGUCCUCGGUGCCCGCGUGACACACCCCCUCGCGCAGGACUACGACACGAUCCAGACUGCCCUGCGCGAACACCCCUUCGAGGAGCUGUGGGCUCUGUAUGAGAUACGCCCCUACGACCCCAACGAUCUUGUGACGACGGAGCACACCAUCUUCUUCGAGGGCGAGGGGUGGGGCGAUGUGAUGGAGGACAAGGAGGCCGACGUGGUGACCGCGGUUCGCCUGGACACGGCCGACGCACUCGCGCUGGAGGAGAAGGACGUGCAGGACGCGAGGCCCACGGUAGAGGCGACGGGCGUGACGCUGGUCAUCGUCGUGCGCCACUCGCCCCUGCAGGAUGACGAGAUGCUGCAGGAGGAUCUCAGCCGCUACGAAUUCCCGCGUGUGUGGGCCCUAUACGAGGAGCACGAGGCGGCCGUCGCACAAGGGCAAAAGCACUUCGAGGGCCCCCAUUGGGCAGCAGUCAUCAAUUCGGACGAGGCGGGCGUGGCAGAAGCCUUCCGCCAGGACACGGCGGCGGCGCUCGAGGUGGAGCCGGCCGACGUGGAGGUGGAGUCCAUCGGCGCCGACGACGAGGGCAUGAAGGUGCACUACAACGUGAGCGCCGCGGGGAUCCGUACCGAAAAGGCGGAGAGGACGCUGGAGACGUACCCCUUCCCGGCCGUGUGGGAGCUCUACCACACCGAGGAGGAGGCUGCGGCGGAGAAGGACCGUGGCGCCGGCUUCGGUGGCCGUGGCGACCGCGAGUCCGGUGCGAUGCAGCGCGUGUUUGAGGGCGACGACUGGGACAUCGUGCUGGAGGGCGGCCCGGAGGACGCGAACAGCGCCUUCAAGAAGGGCGUGGCGGACGCGUUGCACGUGUCGCCGCAGGACGUGGAGGUUGUGAAGGCGAGCCUGGGCAGUCUGAUCAUGGACUACAAGGUGCGGAACUGCGACUACGAGGACGACGAGAUCGGCACGAGGGUGGCGGACCACGACUUCCCGGAGCUGAUGGAGCUGUACCGUGCGCGCGUGCGUGCCCGCGAUGAAGGGGAGGGCGGUGCGGCCAAGAAGCGCGGCCUCGAGGGCCCGUCUAGCACGACGCUGCAGGACUGCGGCUUCGAGGGCGUGGACUGGGACUACACCUGGGGGAAGAAGGAGGACGAGGUGCGAGAGGCCUUUGCGAAGGGCGUGGCCGACGCCAUCGGCGUGCAGCCGGAGGAUAUCAGGGACAUCGACAUGGAGAAGACGGACGAUGGAAUGGUCCUCGGUGCCCGCGUGACACACCCCCUCGCGCAGGACUACGACACGAUCCAGACUGCCCUGCGCGAACACCCCUUCGAGGAGCUGUGGGCUCUGUAUGAGAUACGCCCCUACGACCCCAACGAUCUUGUGACGACGGAGCACACCAUCUUCUUCGAGGGCGAGGGGUGGGGCGAUGUGAUGGAGGACAAGGAGGCCGACGUGGUGACCGCGGUUCGCCUGGACACGGCCGACGCACUCGCGCUGGAGGAGAAGGACGUGCAGGACGCGAGGCCCACGGUAGAGGCGACGGGCGUGACGCUGGUCAUCGUCGUGCGCCACUCGCCCCUGCAGGAUGACGAGAUGCUGCAGGAGGAUCUCAGCCGCUACGAAUUCCCGCGUGUGUGGGCCCUAUACGAGGAGCACGAGGCGGCCGUCGCACAAGGGCAAAAGCACUUCGAGGGCCCCCAUUGGGCAGCAGUCAUCAAUUCGGACGAGGCGGGCGUGGCAGAAGCCUUCCGCCAGGACACGGCGGCGGCGCUCGAGGUGGAGCCGGCCGACGUGGAGGUGGAGUCCAUCGGCGCCGACGACGAGGGCAUGAAGGUGCACUACAACGUGAGCGCCGCGGGGAUCCGUACCGAAAAGGCGGAGAGGACGCUGGAGACGUACCCCUUCCCGGCCGUGUGGGAGCUCUACCACACCGAGGAGGAGGCUGCGGCGGAGAAGGACCGUGGCGCCGGCUUCGGUGGCCGUGGCGACCGCGAGUCCGGUGCGAUGCAGCGCGUGUUUGAGGGCGACGACUGGGACAUCGUGCUGGAGGGCGGCCCGGAGGACGCGAACAGCGCCUUCAAGAAGGGCGUGGCGGACGCGUUGCACGUGUCGCCGCAGGACGUGGAGGUUGUGAAGGCGAGCCUGGGCAGUCUGAUCAUGGACUACAAGGUGCGGAACUGCGACUACGAGGACGACGAGAUCGGCACGAGGGUGGCGGACCACGACUUCCCGGAGCUGAUGGAGCUGUACCGUGCGCGCGUGCGUGCCCGCGAUGAAGGGGAGGGCGGUGCGGCCAAGAAGCGCGGCCUCGAGGGCCCGU
Messenger RNA from Leptomonas pyrrhocoris, 11760 nucleotides. RefSeq names its product putative mitotubule-associated protein Gb4. Lineage: Eukaryota; Euglenozoa; Kinetoplastea; Trypanosomatida; Trypanosomatidae. The record is from RefSeq and is a predicted model, not a curated record. The transcript has a single exon. The annotation marks the transcript as partial.